GAUUAGAGGAAGCAGUAAUAUUUGUCUCAACUCAGCAACUCACAAGGACUUGUACGGUGUCGGAUUAUUUGCCAUUUUAUACAGAGAUUACAAGCCUAUAGUGAUAGAAAGGGGUUUGUUUCACCAUUGCUAACUCCAUAAUGAUGGAAAUGGAGGUGCCGCAUCCAAGUCAACAGGACAUGGACCUGAUUGACAUCCUGUGGAAACAGGACAUAGAUCUGGGUGCACGCCGUGAGGUGUUUGACUACAACCAUCGACAGAAAGAGUGCGAGCUUCAGAGACAGCGUGAGCUGGAUGAGCAGAAAAGACAGCAUCUGCUUCAGGAGCAGGAGAAGGCCCUGCUGGCACAGCUCCAGCUUGAUGAGGAGACCGGAGAAUACAUCCCCCGCCCGGCACCCAGCAUCCCGCUGCAGGCGGCAGGCACGCCUCUGGAGGUUACACAGAAUCUCACCUUCAUUGAAGAGAAUAAUGAUGCCAUUUCAUUUGAUGAAUGCUUGCAGCUGCUGGCAGAGACAUUUCCUGUAGAGGAAACUGGGGUAAAUACUUCUUCAUUUUUCAAUGAAACAUUUGUAGAUAUAGCAUGCUCAUUGAUGGUGUACUUACAGAAUACUUCUAUGAGCCUGUGUACUGCAGACAGUUCGCCCAGCACCACUGUGAUGACUCCGGAGCAGCCGUCUCUGCUGCCCACCACACCUUCCCCUGUCCAGCUGCCACCACACAGGAUGUCCACGGAUUUGGAGCAAGCCUGGAUGGAGCUUUUGUCUCUCCCAGAGCUGCAGCAAUGCAUGCACAUGCAAAUGGAGGACACCCUCGAGACUACUAUUUAUCCAAACUCAGAAGUGCAGAAUCCAAACUAUACUUACUACCCCGUGUCAGAGAAUGCUAGCAAUGCUUGUGCUGCUGGAUAUCUCAGCUCUUUUAAUGCGGUCACACCCAAUGUCCUUCCUUCUGACAAUCAAAGCCAAGUGGAUGCUCCAGCUAACUACACUGCUGAAGCUGAAGACUUCUGUGACCUGUUUUACCCAAAGAAUGUGACUGCUGAGAGCAGUGGUCGUGAUGAAUAUGACAGCAACAUCAUGUCUGGGGUACCAAACAAUUCACCGUUCACUCCAAUAGAUCUGUAUAGCCUCUCACCAGGAGAAGCUUUUGACAGAGACAAACCAGGCCUCACCGUGGAAAUGCCAGAUUCUGAUUCAGGAAUAUCAAAUGCAAGUCCAAAUACAAGUUCAAACGCAAGUUCACCAAGUAAAUCAGUCUAUGAUGGCUUUGGAUACAGUGAUUCCGACAUGGAUGAGACAGACCAUAACCCUGGAAGUGCACAAUCUGACUACUCGGAGAUGUUUUCAUUAAAUUUCACACCUGAUGACUUACCAGGCACAUCAGUUUCCAUAUCAACAGAUCAAUCAACAACACAGAAUGAAAAGAAUCCAAAAAAACAGAGGACCAAGCUAGCAGAGGAAAGCGGCCACAACAGAGGUCCCUUUACAAAGGACAAGUUGAAGAAGCGCUCGGAUGUGCGUCUCACAAGAGACGAACAGAGAGCCAAGGCCCUCAAAAUCCCUUUCACAGUCGACAUGAUAAUCAAUUUACCUGUGGAUGAUUUCAAUGAACUCAUGUCAAAGCACCAACUGAAUGAGGCCCAGCUGGCCCUGGUCCGUGAUAUUCGCCGCCGUGGUAAGAACAAGGUAGCUGCCCAAAACUGUCGAAAGCGCAAAAUGGAAAACAUAGUAGGCCUGGAGAGUGAUCUGGAUUCCCUACAAGAUGAAAAGGAGCGGUUGCUCAGUGAAAAGAGCAAAAACCUGAUGAAUCUGAAGGAAAUGAAAAAGCAGCUCAGCAGCCUUUACCUGGAGGUCUUCAGUUUGCUGAAAGAUGAAAAAGGAAACGGCUACUCUCCCUCUGAGUACUCACUGCAACAGUCCACUGAUGGCAGCGUCUUUCUUGUUCCUCGCAUUAAAAAGACGUUUGUUAAGCGUGAAGACAACCACUUAUCUCUUAAGUAACACUGCUUUGACCUUGAAACACUAUGCAAUAACUUUGUAGUUGUGCAGCUUAAGAUACCGCAUUUAAGCAGAAGUACGGUAUUCCUUGCUUUGUGUGUGGUUUCUGCUUAUUCUUAAAAUGUUGGAAUAUUUUAACAUUACUAUUUUAUAUCUGAUACCGCUUUUUGUAUACAAUAUUACUUGCUUUUGAGUCAAAUUGUGAGUUAUUCUACUGUAUAUACUGUGUAUAUAUUUCUGUGUGCAUUCAAUCAUUAAUCUUAGAACUGAUUUGCCUUUUUUAAAGUCUGAAAUAUUUUCAAUAAACUAGUGUUAUACUGCUA
This is a messenger RNA of Periophthalmus magnuspinnatus, 2320 nucleotides long. RefSeq names its product nfe2 like bZIP transcription factor 2a (gene nfe2l2a). Gene Ontology annotation, cellular component: nucleus. The record is from RefSeq and is a predicted model, not a curated record. Lineage: Eukaryota; Metazoa; Chordata; Actinopteri; Gobiiformes; Gobiidae. Gene Ontology annotation, biological process: regulation of transcription by RNA polymerase II; cellular response to oxidative stress. The coding region runs from base 141 to 2000 and encodes 619 amino acids. The transcript is spliced from 4 exons. Gene Ontology annotation, molecular function: RNA polymerase II cis-regulatory region sequence-specific DNA binding; DNA-binding transcription factor activity, RNA polymerase II-specific.